This is a messenger RNA of Odobenus rosmarus divergens (Pacific walrus), 577 nucleotides long. It is a transcript of the gene IL36RN, whose product is annotated as interleukin 36 receptor antagonist. The record is from RefSeq and is a predicted model, not a curated record. Bases 66 to 533 code for a protein of 155 amino acids. The transcript is spliced from 5 exons. Gene Ontology annotation, molecular function: interleukin-1 receptor binding; cytokine activity. Gene Ontology annotation, biological process: cellular response to lipopolysaccharide; inflammatory response to antigenic stimulus. NCBI's taxonomy places the organism in Eukaryota, Metazoa, Chordata, Mammalia, Carnivora, Odobenidae.
AUACCACAGGCUCUGCCAGGAGAAAGGAGCAUUCUGAGGAGAGUCUACACACUGUGAAGCUCAAGAUGGUCCUGAGUGGGGCGUUGUGCUUCCGAAUGAAGGAUGCGGCCUUGAAGGUGCUUUAUCUGCAUGAUAACCAGCUUCUAGCCGGAGGGCUGCAUGCAGGGAAGGUCAUCAAAGGUGAGGAGAUCAGUGUUGUCCCCAACCGGUCUCUGGAUGCCAAGCUGUCUCCAGUCAUCCUGGGCAUCCAGGGAGGGAGCCAGUGCCUGUCGUGUGGGACAGGGCAGGAACCGACUCUAAAACUAGAGCCAGUAAACAUCAUGAAACUCUACCUUGGUGCCAACGAAUCUAAGAGCUUCACUUUCUACCGGCGGGACACAGGGCUCACCUCCAGCUUCGAGUCAGCUGCCUACCCAGGCUGGUUCCUCUGCACUGUGCCCGAAGCAGACCAGCCUCUCAGACUUACCCAACUCUCAGAGGAUGCCAGCUGGGGCAACCCCAUCACAGACUUCUACUUCCAGCAGUGUGACUAGGGCAAUGCACCCCCCAGAACCUACCUGGGCAGAGCCGGCUCAGG